CAACCGUCUCCCUCCUUCACAUUAUUUUCUCUCUCCUCCAACAAAACUCAACACCAAUUUUUUUUAACUCCAUACACUUCCAUAACCAUUUAUGUAACAACCUCAAAAAAUUUCACAAAAAAUUAACAAAAAUGAAGCUUCUUCUCUUCUUUAUGGUGACUAUGAUCACCUCUAGAGUACAUUCGCUCUCGCCCGACGGCCUUGCUCUUCUUUCACUGAAGUCGGCCGUCGAUAAUUCAUCUUCGUCCGCAGUCUUUUCCGACUGGGACGAAGAUGACCCCGAUCCAUGUGGAUGGACCGGGGUUUCCUGCGACGGAAAUUCCACCUCUAGUCCAAACCCCCGGGUUGUUGGAAUUUCCGUAGCAGGAAAGAAUCUCCGAGGGUACAUUCCCUCGGAGCUCGGCUCCCUUACCUACCUCCGACGUCUGAAUUUACAUGGCAACAGAUUCUACGGCUCGAUUCCUGACCAAAUAUUCAAUGCCACGUCACUCCACAGCAUUUUCCUGUAUUCGAAUAAUCUCACUGGUCCACUGCCUUCCUCCAUGUGCUCACUUCCAAGGAUUCAAAAUGUAGACGUUUCAGGAAAUUCCCUCUCCGGCGAGAUUCCGACGGGGUUGAAGGAAUGUAAGCAGCUUCAGAGACUGAUUCUGGCGAGAAAUAACUUUUCCGGCGAGAUUCCGGGAGGAAUUUGGCAUGAAUUGGUUAAUCUAGUCCAACUUGAUCUGUCUUCCAACCAGUUAACGGGAAAGAUACCGGAGGAGCUCGGCGAGUUAAAGUCACUUUCCGGGACGUUAAACUUCUCUUUCAACCAUCUCUCCGGGAAGAUCCCAAAGUCUCUCGGGGAUCUUCCCAUGACAGUAAGUUUCGACCUAAAGGCGAAUAACCUGUCCGGGGAAAUUCCCCAGACAGGCUCAUUCGCCAACCAGGGUCCCACCGCCUUUUUAGGUAACCCGCUUUUAUGCGGGUUCCCGUUACAAAAGGACUGUACUAAAAAACUUACUAACCAAAACUCAACCCCACACGGGGGCACUAGGGGGACCAGCCCCGAUCGGAAGGGGCUAAGUCCGGGGCUGAUCCUCCUAAUAUCUGCAGCCGAUGCUGCAUUCGUUGCCCUGGUGGGGCUAGUCCUAAUCUACUUCUACUGGAAGAAAAAAGAUCACUCAACGGGUUGUAGCUGCACGGGUACAAUCAAACUAGGAAGACAUAUGAACAAUAAAGAUAAAAAGUCCCGACUCUGCGGGUGCUUUCAAGGGUCCCCGAACAAUGACAUUGAGAGCGAGUCCGAUAAGGGUAGUUCCGAAGGCGGCGAUGGUGGUGGAGGAGGCGGCGGAGGAGGAGGAGACGGGGAGGGAGAGUUGGUUGCAAUAGACAAAGGGUUUACAUUUGAGUUAGAUGAGUUGUUAAGGGCUUCAGCUUAUGUGUUAGGGAAAAGUGGGUUAGGGAUAGUUUAUAAAGUUGUGCUUGGAAAUGGUGUGCCUGUUGCUGUAAGAAGAUUAGGAGAAGGUGGUGAUCAACAAAGGUAUAAAGAGUUUGUUGCUGAAAUUCAAGCAAUUGGGAAAAUUAAACAUCCAAAUGUGGUUAAAUUGAGGGCUUAUUAUUGGGCUCCUGAUGAGAAAUUGCUCAUUUCUGACUUCAUUUCUAAUGGCAAUCUUGGUAAUGCACUUCGAGGAAGAACUGGGCAACCAUCAACAAGUCUAACAUGGUCAACAAGGUUAAAAAUUGCCAAAGGAACGGCUAAGGGUUUAGCUUACCUCCAUGAAUGUAGCCCUAGGAAAUUUGUACAUGGAGAUAUUAAGCCAUCAAACAUCCUCCUCGACAACGAGUUCCAGCCACACGUGUCCGAUUUUGGCCUAAACCGGUUGAUUAGCAUCGCCGGUAAUAACCCUUCCACCUCUGGUGGUUUCAUGGGAGGGGCACUCCCUUACAUAAAGCCCACUAACCAAGAAAAAACAAACAACUAUCGCGCCCCAGAGGCACGGAUUCCUGGGGGUCGACCAACCCAAAAAUGGGACGUGUACUCGUAUGGAGUGGUUUUGCUAGAAUUGCUAACGGGGAAAUCUCCGGAACACUCUUCCCCGACAACGUCAACUUCCACGGAAAUUCACGACUUGGUGAAGUGGGUAAAGAAGGGUUUCGAAGAGGAAAGUCCUCUUUCGGAAAUGGUAGACCCUAUGUUGUUACAAGAGGUCCAUGCCAAAAAGGAAGUGUUGGCUGCUUUUCACGUGGCUCUUUCUUGCACUGAAGGUGAUCUUGAGAUUCGGCCUAGGAUGAAAAAUGUGUCUGAAAAUCUCGAUAAGAUUGGGAGUUGAAAAACAUAAAAUGUUGGUCAUUAUUUGUGGUGAUUAUUUAGGUUAAAAUUUUACAAUCAAACAAAAAUAUUUUUGUUGGUGCGAGUAAUGCAAAUAAUCAAAACAAGAAUAUGAGCACCCACCAACGUUUUUGCAGAUUCAAGUUAAAAAUGUGUGCUCCACAAUUUGGUAUUUCCUUACAGAACUAGUUAGACUAGAUUGGGUGGAGUUUCAAGCUUUUGACAUCAAACAAAUUAUUUUUGGAUAUUUUUUAUUUUUAAAGUAUUGACUAGAUGGUAAGGCAUAUACAUUUUACGGGUUUCAGUUGUAAUUUAAAUUAACGAACCAAAUAUAUUGGACGGAGUACUACAGUAUAUCCAAUAUCAAUAGAAAAAAGGUAUUUGUCUUGGCAUAUGUAACCUUUGUAAAAUAGAGGAUCGCAAUUGAAAUAGAAUAUGAAUAUUUUUUGUGCU
This is a messenger RNA of Spinacia oleracea (spinach), 2761 nucleotides long. RefSeq names its product receptor protein kinase-like protein ZAR1. NCBI's taxonomy places the organism in Eukaryota, Viridiplantae, Streptophyta, Magnoliopsida, Caryophyllales, Amaranthaceae. Gene Ontology annotation, molecular function: protein kinase activity; ATP binding; protein binding. The transcript has 2 exons. Gene Ontology annotation, biological process: protein phosphorylation. The record is from RefSeq and is a predicted model, not a curated record. Bases 132 to 2309 code for a protein of 725 amino acids.